AUGGCGCCGGGCGUCGUCAGUCCCUCACGAUCGUCAACCUCCAGGACCAACAGUCCAAACCAGAUGGAGGAAGAAACGCCGCAGCCAGGCCCCUCGAACCAGGAGAUGCCCAUCGACGAGGAGGAUGCCACCGAUCCUCUCGCCCUUCUCCGGAGCCUGCCAGAGCCGCCCACCACCUGCCAGGUGUGUGUCGUUGGCGCUGGUCCCGCAGGCCUCAUGCUGGCAGCGAAUCUCGCCCGUUUCGGCAUCGACGUUGAAGUUGUAGAUGAUAGGGCGGACCAAACGCCUGUUGGCCGAGCCGAUGGCCUACAGCCGAAGUCAAUUGAGACGUUUCGGCAGAUGCGAUUGGCUGAUCCGCUGCUGCAGCGCGGCGUGAGAGUCUUUGACAUCUCCUUUUGGCGCAGUACGGCAGAUGCACCUCUGCACCGUCUAGGGCGUGAAGUGCAUUACCCUCCCGUCAUUGAUGUUUUGGACCCUUACAUCCUCCUUGUCCACCAGGGCAUGGUUGAGGGCCUAUUCGUCGACGACCUGAGGAAGCGCGGAAAGGAGGUGCGCCGGAACACGGCCUUUGAGUCUCACUAUGUGCCAAAGUCAGGGCCAGUCCAGGUUCGGUGUUACGCCAAUGUCAACCAGGACAAGAAGACAAUUUUGACCGAUUAUCUCGUUGGAUGCGAUGGAGCACACUCCAAGGUCCGCAAGAACAUGUCCAACGUUGAGGCCGUGGGCAUGUCCCGCCCAGAUAUCUGGGGCGUCUUGGACGGCGAGCUCAUCACCAACUUCCCUGAUAUUUGGUCCAAGACUCUUGUCUACUCUGAGGAGCACGGCUCGAUCCUCAUUGUUCCCCGCGAGCGCAACAUGACGCGCUUCUACAUCGAGCUCAAGGCCAGCGCCCGCGCGGACCGCCGUGAGCUUGGCCAAAAGUUUGUCAUGCAGCAGGCCCGCAAGAUCAUGGCGCCCUUUGAGCUGGAUUGGAAGUACAUUGAGUGGUUUGGGCGAUAUCAAGUGGGCCAGCGCGUGGCGAGUCGCUUCACGGAUGUCAAGACCAGGGUGUUCCUUGCUGGAGAUGCUAGUCACACUCACUCUCCCAAGUCCGCCCAGGGCAUGAACACAUCCAUGCACGACUCGUGGAAUUUGGCCUGGAAGUUGAACCUGGCAUGCCGUGGAUUGGCCAAGCCCAAUCUUCUCGAAAGCUACGAGGUGGAGCGUCGCAAGAUCGCCCUCGAUCUCGUCAACUUUGAUUACGAGCAUGCCAACCGCAUUGCCGGUGGAGAUGCCGUCGCCAUGGCCGAGAACUUUAGGGCCAAUGUGCGCUUCAUCUCCGGUAUUGGCGCCGACUACAGCGAGAGCGCCCUCAACAUUACCCGGCCAGAGGACAACUCGGCCAUCCUGGGCGGCGCUCGUCCGGGAUGUCUCUUGCCCCCGGCCAAGGUAUCGCGAUACAUUGACUCCAACCCAGUGGACAUUCAACUCGACAUUCCCAUGCUGGGCCAGUUCCGUAUCUACCUCCUUAUGUGGGAUGUGAUACAGGCCAGGCCCUUCUUGGAGACUCUUUGCCGCACCAUGGCGACUCCAAAGUCCCUGGUGAGCCAGCUUUCUGCUGCCGCAAGCGCAUCCUACGCCAAGCAGCCAAGAUUGCCGGCUCCGGAAGAUGUGUAUACGCGACCUGAGAGAUACACGGUAGUCAGCCACUUGUUCACAUUUGCUUUGAUUACCACCAUGCCCAAGUCUGAGAUUGAGAUAUCAGACCUUCCCGCACUGCUGCAGGAUAGCCGCUGGACCGUCUAUAUCGACAACGUCCCCGAGCUAGACACCAGAGGCGCUUUCUGCACAGACAAGUGGCUGGGAAGCCUCGGCCCUAGCGAAGUCGCUAUCGUCAACGUCCGUCCCGACGGCUAUGUUGGCUGCGUUGGCCGAUGGGACACCAACGUUGACGAGGCUGGCGAGCAGGCGGCCGCGUGGUUGGAUUCGUAUUAUGGCGGAUUUAUGGAGGUGCCCAAGAAUUGA
Molecule: messenger RNA, 2004 nt
Organism: Trichoderma breve
Lineage: Eukaryota; Fungi; Ascomycota; Sordariomycetes; Hypocreales; Hypocreaceae
Product: FAD binding domain-containing protein
Exons: 4
Coding region: 1-2004 (667 amino acids)
Molecular function (GO): FAD binding
Source: RefSeq, a predicted model, not a curated record